AUGCACACGGCAAGUCCGCCGGCCGCCGGCCGCCACACCGGAAGGCCGCCACACCGGAGGGCCGCCGUCCGCCACACGGCAAGGCCGCCGGCCGCCGGCCGCCACACCGGAAGGUUAUCGGCCGCCGCACGGCAAGGCCGCCGGCCGCCGCACGGCAAGGCCGCCGGCCGCCGGCCGCCGCACGGCAAGGCCGCCGGCCGCCGCACGGCAAGGCCGUCGGCCGCCGCACGGCAAGGUCGCCGGCUGUUGGCCGCCACACGGCAGCCGGUCGCCACACGGCAAUGCCGCCGGCCGGCACACGGGAAGGCCGCUGGUUUCCGGCCGCCGGCCGCCACACGGCAAGGCCGCCGGCCGCCACACGGCAAGGUCGCCAGCCGCCGGCCGCCACACGGUAAGGUUGUCAGCCGCCGGCCGCCACACGGCAAGGCCGCCGGCACACACGGCAAGGCUGCCGGCCGCCGGCCGCCACACGGCAAGGCCACCGGCCGUCGGCCGCCACACCGGAAGGCCGCCGCCCCCCACACGGCAAGGCCGCCAGCCGCCGGCCGCCACACGGCAAGGGCCGCCAGCCGCCGGCCGCCACACGGCAAGGCCGCGGGCCGCCACACGGCAAGGCCGCCGGCCGCCGGCGGCCACACGGCAAGGCCGCCGGCCGCCGGCCGCCACACGGCAAGGCCGCCGGCCGCCGGCCGCCACAGGGCAAGGCCGCCGGCCGCCGGCCGCCACACGGCAAGGCCGCCGGCCGUCACACGGCAAGGCCGCUGGCCGCCGGCCGCCAACCGGCAAACCCGCCGCUGGCCGCCGGCCGCCAACCGGCAAGGCCGCCGGCCGCCACACGGCAAGGCCGCCGGCCGUCUCACGGCAAGGCCGCCGGCCGCCACACGGCAAGGCCGCCGGCUGCCAGCCGCCGGCCGCCACACGGCAAGGCCGCCGGCCGCCGUCCGCCACACGGCAAGGCCGCCGGCCGCCGGCCGCCAACCGGCAAGGCCGCCGGCCGUCACACGGCAAGGCCGCCGGCCGCCGGCCGCCCCUCGGCAAGGCCGCCGGCCGCCACGCGGCAAGGCCGCCGGCCGCCGGCCGCCACGCGGCAAGGCCGCCGGCCGCCGGCCGCCACCCGGCAAGGCCGCCGGCCGCCGGCCGCCAACCGGCAAGGCCGCCGGCCGCCGGCCGCCGGCCGCCACACGGCAAGGCCGCCGGCCGCCGGCCGCCACACGGCAAGGCCGCCGGCCGCCGGCCGCCGGCCCGCGGCCCCCACGGGCGCCACACGGCAAGGCCGCCGACCGUCACACGGCAAGGCCGCCGGCCGCCGGCCGCCAACCGGCAAGGCCGCCAGCCGUCACACGGCAAGGCCGCCGGCCGCCGGCCGCCACACGGCAAGGCCGCCGGCCGCCACACGGCAAGGCCGCCGGCCGCCACACGGCAAGGCCGCCGGCCGCCGGCCGCCACACGGCAAGGCCGCCGGCCGCCACACGGCAAGGCCGCCGGCCGCCGGCCGCCACACGGCAAGGCCGCCGGCCGCCACACGGCAAGGCCGCCGGCCGCCACACGGCAAGGCCGCCGGCCGCCACACGGCAAGGCCGCCGGCCGCCACACGGCAAGGCCGCCGGCCGCCACACGGCAAGGCCGCCGGCCGCCACACGGCAAGGCCGCCGGCCGCCACACGGCAAGGCCGCCGGCCGCCACACGGCAAGGCCGCCGGCCGCCACACGGCAAGGCCGCCGGCCGCCGGCCGCCAACCGGCAAGGCCGCCGGCCGUCACACGGCAAGGCCGCCGGCCGCCGGCCGCCCCUCGGCAAGGCCGCCGGCCGCCGGCCGCCAACCGGCAAGGCCGCCGGCCGCCCCUCGGCAAGGCCGCCGGCCGCCGGCCGCCGGCCGCCAACCGGCAAGGCCGCCGGCCGCCCCUCGGCAAGGCCGCCGGCCGCCACACGGCAAGUCCGCCGGCCGCCAACCGGCAAGGCCGCCGGCCGCCACACGGCAAGGCCGCCGGCCGCCACACGGCAAGGCCGCCGGCCGCCGGCCGCCAACCGACAAGGCCGCCGGCCGCCGGCCGCCACACGGCAAGGCCGCCGGCCGUCGGCCGCCAACCGGCAAGGCCGCCGGCCGCCACACGGCAAGGCCGCCGGCCGCCGGCCGCCAACCGGCAAGGCCGCCGGCCGCCGGCCGCCACACGGCAAGGCCGCCAGCCGCCGGCCGCCAACCGGCAAGGCCGCCGGCCGCCACACGGCAAGGCCGCCGGCCGCCGGCCGCCAACCGGCAACGCCGCCGGCCGCCGGCCGCCGGCAGCCAACCGGCAACGCCGCCGGCCGCCGGCCGCCGUCCGCCAACCGGCAAGGCCGCCGGCCGCCGGCCGCCAACCAGCAAGGCCGCCGGCCGCCGCACGGCAAGGCCGCCGGCCGCCGGCCGCCACACGGCAAGGCCGCCGGCCGCCGCACGGCAAGGCCGCCGGCCGCCGCACGGCAAGGCCGCCGGCCGCCGGCCGCCAACCGGCAAGGCCGCCGGCCGCCGCACGGCAAGGCCGCCGGCCGCCGCACGGCAAGGCCGCCGGCCGCCGGAGCCGCACGGCAAGGCCGCCGGCCGCCACACGGCAAGGCCGCCGGCCGCCGGCCGCCAACCGGCAAGGCCGCCGGCCGCCGGCCGCCACACGGCAAGGCCGCCGGCCGCCGGCCGCCAACCGGCAAGGCCGCCGGCCGCCACACGGCAAGGCCGCCGGCCGCCGGCCGCAGGCCGCCACACGGCAAGGCCGCCGGCCGCCAACCGGCAAGGCCGCCGGCCGUCACACGGCAAGGCCGCCGGCCGCCGGCCGCCAAUCGGAAAGGCCGCCGGCCGCCACACGGCAAGGCCGCCGGCCGCCACACGGCAAGGCCGCCGGCCGCCACACGGCAAGGCCGCCGGCCGCCGGCCGCCACACGGCAAGGCCGCUGGCCGCCACACGGCAAGGCCGCCGGCCGCCCGCCGCCGGCCGUCACACGGCAAGGCCGCCGGCCGCCACACGGCAAGGCCGCCGGCCGCCGGCCGCCACACGGCAAGGCCGCCGGCCGCCGGCCGCCAACCGGCAAGGCCGCCGGCCGCCGGCCGCCACACGGCAAGGCCGCCGGCCGCCGGCCGCGAACCGGCAAGGCCGCCGGCCGCCGGCCGCCACACGGCAAGGCCGCCGGCCGCCACACGGCAAGGCCGCCGGCCGCCGGCCGCCAACCGACAAGGCCGCCGGCCGCCGGCCGCCACACGGCAAGGCCGCCGGCCGUCGGCCGCCAACCGGCAAGGCCGCCGGCCGUCACACGGCAAGGCCGCCGGCCGUCACACGGCAAGGCCGCCGGCCGCCGGCCGCCACACGGCAAGGCCGCCGGCUGCCGGCCGCCGGCCGUCUCACGGCAAGGCUGCCGGCCGCCGGCAGCCACACGGCAAGGCCGCCGGCCGCAGGCCGCCGGCCGCCACACGGCAAGGCCGCCGGCCGCCACACGGCAAGGCCGCCGGCCGCCCCACGGCAAGGCCGCCGCCCGCCGGCCGCCAACCGGCAAGGCCGCCGGCCGCCACACGGCAAGGCCGCCGGCCGCCGGCCGCCAACCGGCAAGGCCGCCGGCCGCCGGCCGCCACACGGCAAGGCCGCCGGCCGCCGGCCGCCACAAGGAAAGGCCGACGGCUGCCGGCCGCCAACCGGCAAGGCCGCCGGCCGCCGCACGGCAAGGCCGCCGGCCGCCGGCCGCCGCACGGCAAGGCCGCCGGCCGCCGGCCGCCAACGGGCAAGGCCGCCGGCUGUCACACGGCAAGGCCGCCGGCCGCCAACCGGCAAGGCCGCCGGCCGCCACACGGCAAGGCCGCCGGCCGCCACACGGCAAGGCCGCCGGCCGCCGGCCGCCACACGGCAAGGCCGCCGGCCGCCGGCCGCCACACGGCAAGGCCGCCGGCCGCCGGCCGCCACACGGCAAGGCCGCCGGCCGCCACACGGCAAGGCCGCCGGCCGCCGGCCGCCAACCGGCAAGGCCGCCGGCCGCCGGCCGCCACACGGCAAGGCCGCCAGCCGCCGGCCGCCAACCGGCAAGGCCGCCGGCCGCCACACGGCAAGGCCGCCGGCCGCCGGCCGCCAACCGGCAACGCCGCCGGCCGCCGGCCGCCGGCCGCCAACCGGCAACGCCGCCGGCCGCCGGCCGCCGUCCGCCAACCGGCAAGGCCGCCGGCCGCCGGCCGCCAACCAGCAAGGCCGCCGGCCGCCGCACGGCAAGGCCGCCGGCCGCCGGCCGCCGCACGGCAAGGCCGCCGGCCGCCGCACGGCAAGGCCGCCGGCCGCCGGCCGCCAACCGGCAAGGCCGCCGGCCGCCGCACGGCAAGGCCGCCGGCCGCCGCACGGCAAGGCCGCCGGCCGCCGGAGCCGCACGGCAAGGCCGCCGGCCGCCACACGGCAAGGCCGCCGGCCGCCGGCCGCCAACCGGCAAGGCCGCCGGCCGCCGGCCGCCACACGGCAAGGCCGCCGGCCGCCGGCCGCCAACCGGCAAGGCCGCCGGCCGCCACACGGCAAGGCCGCCGGCCGCCGGCCGCAGGCCGCCACACGGCAAGGCCGCCGGCCGCCAACCGGCAAGGCCGCCGGCCGUCACACGGCAAGGCCGCCGGCCGCCGGCCGCCAAUCGGAAAGGCCGCCGGCCGCCACACGGCAAGGCCGCCGGCCGCCACACGGCAAGGCCGCCGGCCGCCACACGGCAAGGCCGCCGGCCGCCGGCCGCCACACGGCAAGGCCGCCGGCCGCCACACGGCAAGGCCGCCGGCCGCCCGCCGCCGGCCGUCACACGGCAAGGCCGCCGGCCGCCACACGGCAAGGCCGCCGGCCGCCGGCCGCCACACGGCAAGGCCGCCGGCCGCCGGCCGCCAACCGGCAAGGCCGCCGGCCGCCGGCCGCCACACGGCAAGGCCGCCGGCCGCCGGCCGCGAACCGGCAAGGCCGCCGGCCGCCGGCCGCCACACGGCAAGGCCGCCGGCCGCCACACGGCAAGGCCGCCGGCCGCCACACGGCAAGGCCGCCGGCCGCCGGCAGCCACACGGCAAGGCCGCCGGCCGCCGCACGGCAAGGCCGCCGGCCGCCGGCCGCCAACCGGCAAGGCCGCCGGCCGUCACACGGCAAGGCCGCCGGCCGCCGGCCGCCAACCGGCAAGGCCGCCGGCCGCCACACGGCAAGGCCGCCGGCCGCCGGCCGCCACACGGCAAGGCCGCCGGCCGCCGGCCGCCACACGGCAAGGCCGCCGGCCGCCGGCCGCCACACGGCAAGGCCGCCGGCCGCCGGCCGCCACACGGCAAGGCCGCCGGCCGCCGGCCGCCACACGGCAAGGCCGCCGGCCGCCGGCCGCCACACGGCAAGGCCGCCGGCCGCCGGCCGCCACACGGCAAGGCCGCCGGCCGCCGGCCGCCAACCGGCAAGGCCGCCAACCGGCAAGGCCGCCGGCCGCCGGCCGCCACACGGCAAGGCCGCCGGCCGCCACACGGCAAGGCCGCCGGCCGCCGGCCGCCACACGGAAAGGCCGACGGCUGCCGGCCGCCACACGGCAAGGCCGCCGGCCGCCAACCGGCAAGGCCGCCGGCCGCCGGCCGCCGGCCGCCGCACGGCAAGGCCGCCGGCCGCCGGCCGCCAACCGGCAAGGCCGCCGGCCGCCGGCCGCCAACCGGCAAGGCCGCCGGCUGUCACACGGCAAGGCCGCCGGCCGCCAACCGGCAAGGCCGCCGGCCGCCACACGGCAAGGCCGCCGGCCGCCACACGGCAAGGCCGCCGGCCGCCGGCCGCCACACGGCAAGGCCGCCGGCCGCCGGCCGCCACACGGCAAGGCCGCCGGCCGCCGGCCGCCAACCGGCAAGGCCGCCGGCCGCCACACGGCAAGGCCGCCAGCCGCCGGCCGCCAACCGGCAAGGCCGCCGGCCGCCACACGGCAAGGCCGCCGGCCGCCGGCCGCCAACCGGCAACGCCGCCGGCCGCCGUCCGCCAACCGGCAAGGCCGCCGGCCGCCGGCCGCCAACCAGCAAGGCCGCCGGCCGCCGCACGGCAAGGCCGCCGGCCGCCGCACGGCAAGGCCGCCGGCCGCCGCACGGCAAGGCCGCCGGCCGCCGCACGGCAAGGCCGCCGGCCGCCGGCUGCCGGAGCCGCACGGCAAGGCCGCCGGCCGCCACACGGCAAGGCCGCCGGCCGCCACACGGCAAGGCCGCCGGUUGCCAACCGGCAAGGCCGCCGGCCGCCGGCCGCCACACGGCAAGGCCGCCGGCCGCCGGCCGCCACACGGCAAGGCCGCCGGCCGCCGGCCGCAGGCCGCCACACGGCAAGGCCGCCGGCCGCCAACCGGCAAGGCCGCCGGCCGUCACACGGCAAGGCCGCCGGCCGCCGGCCGCCAAUCGGAAAGGCCGCCGGCCGCCACACGGCAAGGCCGCCGGCCGCCACACGGCAAGGCCGCCGGCCGCCCGCCGCCGGCCGCCACACGGCAAGGCCGCCGGCCGCCGGCCGCCACACGGCAAGGCCGCCGGCCGCCGGCCGCGAACCGGCAAGACCGCCGGCCGCCGGCCGCCACACGGCAAGGCCGCCGGCCGCCACACGGCAAGGCCGCCAGCCGCCGGCAGCCACACGGCAAGGCCGCCGGCCGCCGCACGGCAAGGCCGCCGGCCGCCGGCCGCCAACCGGCAAGGCCGCCGGCCGUCACACGGCAAGGCCGCCGGCCGCCGGCCGCCAACCGGCAAGGCCGCCGGCCGCCACACGGCAAGGCCGCCGGCCGCCGGCCGCCACACGGCAAGGCCGCCGGCCGCCGGCCGCCACAAGGCAAGGCCGCCGGCCGCCGGCCGCCAACCGGCAAGGCCGCCGGCCGCCACACGGCAAGGCCGCCGGCCGCCGGCCGCCAACCGGCAAGGCCGCCGGCCGCCGGCCGCCGCACGGCAAGGCCGCCGGCCGCCGCACGGCAAGGCCGCCGGCCGCCGCACGGCAAGGCCGCCGGCCGCCGCACGGCAAGGCCGCCGGCCGCCGCACGGCAAGGCCGCCGGCCGCCGCACGGCAAGGCCGCCGGCCGUCGCACGGCAAGGCCGCCGGCCGCCAGCCGCGCCGGCCGCCAGCUGCGCCGGCCGCCGCGCGGCAAGCCGCCGGCCGCCGGCCGCCACACGGCAAGGCCGCCGGCCGUCGGCCGCCAACCGGCAAGGCCGCCGGCCGCCACACGGCAAGGCCGCCGGCCGCCGGCCGCCACACGGCAAGGCCGCCGGCCGCCGGCCGCCAACCGGCUAGGCCGCCGGCCGCCGGCCGCCAACCGGCAAGGCCGCCGGCCGCCGGCCGCCACACGGCAAGGCCGCCGGCUGCCGGCCGCCAACCGGCAAUGCCGCCGGCCGCCACACGGCAAGGCCGCCGGCCGCCACACUGCAAGGCCGCCGGCCGCCGGCCGCAGGCCGCCACACGGCAAGGCCGCCGGCCGCCGGCCGCCACACGGCAAGGCCGCCGGCCGCCGGCCGCCACACGGCAAGGCGGCCGGCCGCCGGCCGCCACACGGCAAGGCGGCCGGCCGCCGGCCGCCAACCGGCAAGGCCGCCGGCCGCCACACGGCAAGGCCGCCGGCCGCCGGCCGCCACACGGCAAGGCCGCCGGCCGCCGGCCGCCACACGGCAAGGCCGCCGGCCGCCGGCCGCCACACGGCAAGGCCGCCGGCCACCGGCCGCCGGCCGUCUCACGGCAGAGCCGCCGGCCGCCGGCCGUCACACGGUAAGGCCGCCGGCCGCCAGCCGCCACACGGCAAGGCCGCCGGCCGCCAACCGGCAAGGCCGCCGGCCGCCGGCCGCCAACCGGCAAGGCCGCCGGCCGCCACACGGCAAGGCCGCCGGCCGCCGGCCGCCAACCGGCAAGGCCGCCAACCGGCAAGGCCGCCGGCCGCCGGCCGCCACACGGCAAGGCCGCCGGCCGCCGGCCGCCACACGGCAAGGCCGCCGGACGCCGGCCGCCACACGGCAAGGCCGCCGGCCGCCGGCCGCCACACGGCAAGGCCGCCGGCCGCCACACGGCAAGGCCGCCGGCCGCCGGCCGCCACACGGCAAGGCCGCCGGCCGCCGGCCGCCACACGGCAAGGCCGCCGGCCGCCACACGGCAAGGCCGCCGGCCGCCGGCCGCCAACCGGCAAGGCCGCCGGCCGCCGGCCGCCACACGGCAAGGCCGCCAGCCGCCGGCCGCCAACCGGCAAGGCCGCCGGCCGCCACACGGCAAGGCCGCCGGCCGCCGGCCGCCAACCGGCAACGCCGCCGGCCGCCGGCCGCCGGCCGCCAACCGGCAACGCCGCCGGCCGCCGGCCGCCGUCCGCCAACCGGCAAGGCCGCCGGCCGCCGGCAGCCAACCAGCAAGGCCGCCGGCCGCCGCACGGCAAGGCCGCCGGCCGCCGGCCGCCACACGGCAAGGCCGCCGGCCGCCGCACGGCAAGGCCGCCGGCCGCCGGCCGCCAACCGGCAAGGCCGCCGGCCGCCGCACGGCAAGGCCGCCGGCCGCCGGAGCCGCACGGCAAGGCCGCCGGCCGCCACACGGCAAGGCCGCCGGCCGCCGGCCGCCAACCGGCAAGGCCGCCGGCCGCCGGCCGCCACACGGCAAGGCCGCCGGCCGCCGGCCGCCAACCGGCAAGGCCGCCGGCCGCCACACGGCAAGGCCGCCGGCCGCCGGCCGCAGGCCGCCACACGGCAAGGCCGCCGGCCGCCAACCGGCAAGGCCGCCGGCCGUCACACGGCAAGGCCGCCGGCCGCCGGCCGCCAAUCGGAAAGGCCGCCGGCCGCCACACGGCAAGGCCGCCGGCCGCCACACGGCAAGGCCGCCGGCCGCCACACGGCAAGGCCGCCGGCCGCCGGCCGCCACACGGCAAGGCCGCCGGCCGCCACACGGCAAGGCCGCCGGCCGCCCGCCGCCGGCCGUCACACGGCAAGGCCGCCGGCCGCCACACGGCAAGGCCGCCGGCCGCCGGCCGCCACACGGCAAGGCCGCCGGCCGCCGGCCGCCAACCGGCAAGGCCGCCGGCCGCCGGCCGCCACACGGCAAGGCCGCCGGCCGCCGGCCGCGAACCGGCAAGGCCGCCGGCCGCCGGCCGCCACACGGCAAGGCCGCCGGCCGCCACACGGCAAGGCCGCCGGCCGCCACACGGCAAGGCCGCCGGCCGCCGGCAGCCACACGGCAAGGCCGCCGGCCGCCGCACGGCAAGGCCGCCGGCCGCCGGCCGCCAACCGGCAAGGCCGCCGGCCGUCACACGGCAAGGCCGCCGGCCGCCGGCCGCCAACCGGCAAGGCCGCCGGCCGCCACACGGCAAGGCCGCCGGCCGCCGGCCGCCACACGGCAAGGCCGCCGGCCGCCGGCCGCCACACGGCAAGGCCGCCGGCCGCCGGCCGCCACACGGCAAGGCCGCCGGCCGCCGGCCGCCACACGGCAAGGCCGCCGGCCGCCGGCCGCCACACGGCAAGGCCGCCGGCCGCCGGCCGCCACACGGCAAGGCCGCCGGCCGCCGGCCGCCACACGGCAAGGCCGCCGGCCGCCGGCCGCCAACCGGCAAGGCCGCCAACCGGCAAGGCCGCCGGCCGCCGGCCGCCACACGGCAAGGCCGCCGGCCGCCACACGGCAAGGCCGCCGGCCGCCGGCCGCCACACGGAAAGGCCGACGGCUGCCGGCCGCCACACGGCAAGGCCGCCGGCCGCCAACCGGCAAGGCCGCCGGCCGCCGGCCGCCGCACGGCAAGGCCGCCGGCCGCCGGCCGCCGCACGGCAAGGCCGCCGGCCGCCGGCCGCCGCACGGCAAGGCCGCCGGCCGCCGGCCGCCAACCGGCAAGGCCGCCGGCCGCCGGCCGCCAACCGGCAAGGCCGCCGGCUGUCACACGGCAAGGCCGCCGGCCGCCAACCGGCAAGGCCGCCGGCCGCCACACGGCAAGGCCGCCGGCCGCCACACGGCAAGGCCGCCGGCCGCCGGCCGCCACACGGCAAGGCCGCCGGCCGCCGGCCGCCACACGGCAAGGCCGCCGGCCGCCGGCCGCCAACCGGCAAGGCCGCCGGCCGCCACACGGCAAGGCCGCCAGCCGCCGGCCGCCAACCGGCAAGGCCGCCGGCCGCCACACGGCAAGGCCGCCGGCCGCCGGCCGCCAACCGGCAACGCCGCCGGCCGCCGUCCGCCAACCGGCAAGGCCGCCGGCCGCCGGCCGCCAACCAGCAAGGCCGCCGGCCGCCGCACGGCAAGGCCGCCGGCCGCCGCACGGCAAGGCCGCCGGCCGCCGCACGGCAAGGCCGCCGGCCGCCGCACGGCAAGGCCGCCGGCCGCCGGCUGCCGGAGCCGCACGGCAAGGCCGCCGGCCGCCACACGGCAAGGCCGCCGGCCGCCACACGGCAAGGCCGCCGGUUGCCAACCGGCAAGGCCGCCGGCCGCCGGCCGCCACACGGCAAGGCCGCCGGCCGCCGGCCGCCACACGGCAAGGCCGCCGGCCGCCACACGGCAAGGCCGCCGGCCGCCGGCCGCAGGCCGCCACACGGCAAGGCCGCCGGCCGCCAACCGGCAAGGCCGCCGGCCGUCACACGGCAAGGCCGCCGGCCGCCGGCCGCCAAUCGGAAAGGCCGCCGGCCGCCACACGGCAAGGCCGCCGGCCGCCACACGGCAAGGCCGCCGGCCGCCCGCCGCCGGCCGCCACACGGCAAGGCCGCCGGCCGCCGGCCGCCACACGGCAAGGCCGCCGGCCGCCGGCCGCGAACCGGCAAGACCGCCGGCCGCCGGCCGCCACACGGCAAGGCCGCCGGCCGCCACACGGCAAGGCCGCCGGCCGCCGGCAGCCACACGGCAAGGCCGCCGGCCGCCGCACGGCAAGGCCGCCGGCCGCCGGCCGCCAACCGGCAAGGCCGCCGGCCGUCACACGGCAAGGCCGCCGGCCACCGGCCGCCAACCGGCAAGGCCGCCGGCCGCCACACGGCAAGGCCGCCGGCCGCCGGCCGCCACACGGCAAGGCCGCCGGCCGCCGGCCGCCAACCGGCAAGGCCGCCGGCCGCCGGCCGCCACACGGCAAGGCCGCCGGCCGCCGGCCGCCACAAGGCAAGGCCGCCGGCCGCCGGCCGCCAACCGGCAAGGCCGCCGGCCGCCACACGGCAAGGCCGCCGGCCGCCGGCCACCAACCGGCAAGGCCGCCGGCCGCCAACCGGCAAGGCCGCCGGCCGCCGGCCGCCAACCGGCAAGGCCGCCGGCCGCCACACGGCAAGGCCGCCGGCCGCCGUCCGCCAACCGGCAAGGCCGCCGGGCGCCGGCCGCCGUCCGCCAACCGGCAAGGCCGCCGGCCGCCGGCCGCCGGCCGCCAACCGGCAAGGCCGCCGGCCGCCGGCCGCCGCACGGCAAGGCCGCCGGCCGCCGCACGGCAAGGCCGCCGGCCGCCGCACGGCAAGGCCGCCGGCCGCCGCACGGCAAGGCCGCCGGCCGCCGCACGGCAAGGCCGCCGGCCGCCGCACGGCAAGGCCGCCGGCCGUCGCACGGCAAGGCCGCCGGCCGCCAGCCGCGCCGGCCGCCAGCUGCGCCGGCCGCCGCGCGGCAAGCCGCCGGCCGCCGGCCGCCACACGGCAAGGCCGCCGGCCGUCGGCCGCCAACCGGCAAGGCCGCCGGCCGCCACACGGCAAGGCCGCCGGCCGCCGGCCGCCACACGGCAAGGCCGCCGGCCGCCGGCCGCCAACCGGCUAGGCCGCCGGCCGCCGGCCGCCAACCGGCAAGGCCGCCGGCCGCCGGCCGCCACACGGCAAGGCCGCCGGCUGCCGGCCGCCAACCGGCAAUGCCGCCGGCCGCCACACGGCAAGGCCGCCGGCCGCCACACUGCAAGGCCGCCGGCCGCCGGCCGCAGGCCGCCACACGGCAAGGCCGCCGGCCGCCGGCCGCCACACGGCAAGGCCGCCGGCCGCCGGCCGCCACACGGCAAGGCGGCCGGCCGCCGGCCGCCACACGGCAAGGCGGCCGGCCGCCGGCCGCCAACCGGCAAGGCCGCCGGCCGCCACACGGCAAGGCCGCCGGCCGCCGGCCGCCACACGGCAAGGCCGCCGGCCGCCGGCCGCCACACGGCAAGGCCGCCGGCCGCCGGCCGCCACACGGCAAGGCCGCCGGCCACCGGCCGCCGGCCGUCUCACGGCAGAGCCGCCGGCCGCCGGCCGUCACACGGUAAGGCCGCCGGCCGCCAGCCGCCACACGGCAAGGCCGCCGGCCGCCAACCGGCAAGGCCGCCGGCCGCCGGCCGCCAACCGGCAAGGCCGCCGGCCGCCACACGGCAAGGCCGCCGGCCGCCGGCCGCCAACCGGCAAGGCCGCCAACCGGCAAGGCCGCCGGCCGCCGGCCGCCACACGGCAAGGCCGCCGGCCGCCGGCCGCCACACGGCAAGGCCGCCGGACGCCGGCCGCCACACGGCAAGGCCGCCGGCCGCCGGCCGCCACACGGCAAGGCCGCCGGCCGCCACACGGCAAGGCCGCCGGCCGCCGGCCGCCACACGGCAAGGCCGCCGGCCGCCGGCCGCCACACGGCAAGGCCGCCGGCCGCCGGCCGCCACACGGCAAGGCCGCCGGCCGCCGGCCGCCACACGGCAAGGCCGCCGGCCGCCGGCCGCCACACGGCAAGGCCGCCGGCCGCCGGCCGCCACACGGCAAGGCCGCCGGCCGCCGGCCGCCACACGGCAAGGCCGCCGGCCGCCGGCCGCCACACGGCAAGGCCGCCGGCCGUCACACGGCAAGGCCGCCGGCCGCCACACGGCAAGGCCGCCGGCCACCGGCCGCCGGCCGUCUCACGGCAGAGCCGCCGGCCGCCGGCCGUCACACGGUAAGGCCGCCGGCCGCCAGCCGCCACACGGCAAGGCCGCCGGCCGCCAACCGGCAAGGCCGCCGGCCGCCGGCCGCCAACCGGCAAGGCCGCCGGCCGCCACACGGCAAGGCCGCCGGCCGCCAACCGGCAAGGCCGCCGGCCGCCAACCGGCAAGGCCGCCGGCCGCCGGCCGCCACACGGCAAGGCCGCCGGCCGCCGGCCGCCACACGGCAAGGCCGCCGGCCGCCGGCCGCCACACGGCAAGGCCGCCGGCCGCCGGCCGCCACACGGCAAGGCCGCCGGCCGCCGGCCGCCAACCGGCAAGGCCGCCGGCCGUCACUCGGCAAGGCCGCCGGCCGCCGGUCGCCACACGGCAAGGCCGCCGGCCGCCACACGGCAAGGCCGCCGGCCGCCACACGGCAAGGCCGCCGGCCGCCACACGGCAAGGCCGCCGGCCGCCGGCCGCCACACGGCAAGGCCGCCGGCAGCCACACGGCAAGGCCGCCGGCAGCCACACGGCAAGGCCGCCGGCAGCCACACGGCAAGGCCGCCGGCCGGCGACCGCCACACGGCAAGGCCGCCGGCCGCCACACGGCAAGGCCGCCGGCCGCCACACGGCAAGACCGCGGGCCGUCGGCCGCCACACGGCAAGGCCGCUGGCCGCCACACAGCAAGGCUGCCGGCUGCCGGCCGCCACACGGCAAGGCCGUCGGCCGCCACACGGCAAGGCCGCCGGCCGCCGGCCGCCACACGGCAAGGCCGUCGGCCGCCACACGGCAAGGCCGCCGGCCGCCGGCCGCGAAACGGCAAGGCCGCCGGCUGCCAGCCGCCACACGGCAAGGCCGCUGGCGGCCACACGGCAAGGUGUCGAGAUUAGAACGGGUGAAAAUAUUGACUAA
Closterium sp. Naga37s-1 is the source of this 13656-nucleotide messenger RNA. NCBI's taxonomy places the organism in Eukaryota, Viridiplantae, Streptophyta, Zygnematophyceae, Desmidiales, Closteriaceae. The record is from the annotation of a GenBank genome assembly.